AUGAACCCAUCAUCGACUCACUCUACGAAUGUGGCACAUGCAGAUGGGACAGGCCCACCGAAUGCUUACCGCCUUCGAAAUUCCUUUCUCCCAACCACCCCGUACCGCCUUACUGCCUUCGAAAUUCUUUCUCCCAAUCACCCCGGAUAUCGUUCACGUUCCCCGACUCCUUCUGUACCUGGUGAAUCUGGGACCUGGCCCCAACAUUAUGGUACCCGGGCCCAGAAUCUCAUUUGUGCAACCUCCAAAGGUGGCGCCACGCCAACACGUUCCUCUCAACACACUCUCAACACGUUCCUCUACUAUUACCCCAGCUCGAGCUCCAUUCCUUGGUCAUUCCACAACCUCCCCGCCAAUGCUUCCCGUCCCCACAGCUGUUCCAAGGGGCUUGACACGCACCAAGACUGCUCCCAACGGAUCAUUUUUCAAUUCGAAAUCACGAUGAUGACGCGGAUGAGCCCAGGCCCAACGCCCAAGAGUACUGCUCAUCCCUUGCGCACAAGAUGGUGGACCGUUGUGCCACCUUCGUCAAGAACUAGCACGCCACUAGCCAAACAUAUUGAAGAUCAAAUCAGCCGAACGCCUUGUGCGUCAUUCCACCCUCAGCAGUGUCUACGAGCACUGCCAACGUGUCUCUUCCCAGACGCCUCGCUUAAGCAUUCUGAUGAACGAGUCGCACUGCAGGCCGUGGAGUUCUGGACCACCGUAUCCGCACACCAGACGCCUGCCCCUUCGACGUUCCCGAUUGGGACACACUUGUGUCUUACCUCGCAUUCGUUUCCCCCACUCCUGACCCUGUCUCCAUCGCAAGGGAAUGGGUUGUUUGACGAAUCUAUCAAGGACCUUCCCCAUGAACUCCAGGACCGCGUCAAUGCCCUCCCUCAGUCAUACAGAGAUUCGCCCCAGGCAGCCGCGCUUUUCGAGGCUAUGAUGGAUGAAGCAAUGGACGCGACCGCAUCGUCACCGCCUCUUAAGAUCGCAAUGCAUACGUCUGGACCCUCUCUCCUGGUCCGCUUACUGGAAAGCUGGUGUGGAAGCCUACCUUGGUACUUCUUCGUAUCAACAGAGCCGCUACCUUCGUCUGUUGGAGCCCAAACGAUGAUACAUUUGCAGUCAUCAGUGGUGCAAGAUGCUGGACAAUCUGUCUGUUCACUCAAGGCCACUGUAGUGCACGCAAAACCGAACCGGAACUGCACGUCCAUCCCCGCACAUUACUUGCAAAAAAUUCCUACACACGCUGCUGAAUACGACGAGCCACCCGAACUGGAAUCAAGUGGUGAUGGUGAUCUUCCUGAUGACAGGCCAUCUGAUCGUGAGGCUUGGCUGGAGCCUCGUGCACUGACUGGACGUAAAUCUCCAGACCGACUUAAUAACUAA
Suillus clintonianus is the source of this 1377-nucleotide messenger RNA. RefSeq lists its product as uncharacterized. The record is from RefSeq and is a predicted model, not a curated record. Lineage: Eukaryota; Fungi; Basidiomycota; Agaricomycetes; Boletales; Suillaceae. Bases 1 to 1377 code for a protein of 458 amino acids. The transcript is spliced from 8 exons.